CGGGGUGGGGCGCAGGGCUCGGAACGUCAAAGCCCUGCGUCCUCCGGCACCCAGAGCGGCGGAAAGGCGUGCGCGCGCGGAGGCAGCGACAGCGACGGCGACAGCAGCCCCAGCUGGAUGGGACGGGCAGCGUGAAGCUGACGUACAAAGCGAGUGAGGUGUGAGGUUGGCACCCGAGCCCGGGAAACACCCGCUCUGCGCGAACCGCGACGGACCAGACCCAGGUCCGGGUUUCCGAGGCCCCGCCUCUCGGGCUUUGGGACUAAUCGAAUUGAGAGCGCGCCUGUCCGGGCCGCGAACUCGCCAAUUGCGGAGGGCGUCGGCCGUCGCCCAAUCCGGAGCAGACAGGUGCGAGGUCCGGAAGGCGGGGGCCAAUCAGCAGUGGUUGCGGCCUAUUGGGGCAAGCCUCUGCCAAUGAGAAGGCCCGAGUGACAUCUUCGCGCGCCAAUCGGGAGUGAGGGAGCGUUCCUACCCGCCCGUCCUUCCGGCCUGAGCUCUAUUUACCAGGGGCGUGCUGCCGGCUUGCCAAUCAGAGCGCGGCUGAGCGGCCAGGCAGCCAACCCGGGAGGAGCGGCCGGCCGGCGUCUGCCGCACCCAGGAGUUGGGGAUGUCCUACAAACCCAUCGCCCCCGCCCCCAGCAGCACCCCUGGCUCCAGCACCCCUGGGCCCGGCACCCCGGUCCCUACAGCCGGAAGUGUCCCAUCGCCAUCGGGCUCGGUGCCGGGAGCCGCUGCCCCUUUCAGACCACUGUUUAAUGACUUUGGACCGCCCUCCAUGGGCUACGUACAGGCAAUGAAACCACCUGGCGCCCAGGGUUCCCAGAGCACUUACACGGACCUGCUGUCGGUCAUAGAGGAGAUGGGCAAAGAGAUCCGACCCACCUAUGCUGGCAGCAAGAGCGCCAUGGAGCGCCUGAAGAGAGGCAUCAUCCAUGCCCGGGCCCUAGUCAGAGAGUGCCUGGCAGAAACAGAGCGGAACGCUCGCACGUAACAGGACUAGACUCCACCUCAGCAUCUGGACCUUUCCUGGCCACUGCAGAGCACCUGCUUCUCCCUGGCCUUCACCCCGAGUUGCACUUCCCAUCCUGGGCUUCCUGACUUGUGUCCUCUGGUGGGUGCCCUCCAGGAACCAGUAGGCGGCUCUCACUCCAGUCGGCAGCACUAACUGAAACCCCUGAAAGAGUUAACAGCGAGGUCACUGUGAGUCCCAUCCAUGACCUGCCAACAGUGUUGAUCCAACUGGAGCUUUCUCCUUUCUGCGGCCCCCACCACUCAGCACUUACCCAGGACUUCUCACCACUUUCCCCAGACCCCUUUUACCCCAGCAGGGCCUCAGAAGGCCUGUUGCCUCCCUGCCUCAUCUCCUGGGCCAUAGCGACUCUUUUCUCAAUGUCUUUUGCUAAAAUGCCAUUUUUGUAUAAAUAAAAGAUAAUUUGGAAUUGUUCUCUCA
Molecule: messenger RNA, 1450 nt
Organism: Vicugna pacos (alpaca)
Lineage: Eukaryota; Metazoa; Chordata; Mammalia; Artiodactyla; Camelidae
Gene: CDK2AP2
Product: cyclin dependent kinase 2 associated protein 2
Biological process (GO): negative regulation of G1/S transition of mitotic cell cycle; regulation of microtubule cytoskeleton organization
Cellular component (GO): microtubule; cytoplasm; nucleus
Source: RefSeq, a predicted model, not a curated record